Cyphellophora attinorum is the source of this 1380-nucleotide messenger RNA. RefSeq lists its product as uncharacterized. Gene Ontology annotation, biological process: positive regulation of transcription by RNA polymerase II. NCBI's taxonomy places the organism in Eukaryota, Fungi, Ascomycota, Eurotiomycetes, Chaetothyriales, Cyphellophoraceae. The coding region runs from base 1 to 1380 and encodes 459 amino acids. Gene Ontology annotation, molecular function: transcription cis-regulatory region binding; DNA-binding transcription factor activity. The record is from RefSeq and is a predicted model, not a curated record. Gene Ontology annotation, cellular component: nucleus. The transcript is spliced from 2 exons.
AUGGCAAGCACGGAAUUGUCGCCGUACGCACCUGUCACUUCACCGGCAACGGUCUCCAGCACGGGGGACGGAUACUCGGCAAACAUCCGCUAUAUCGAACUUCAGAAAGAGCUUCGAUUUGUCCUAUCAGCAGGCGUGACCAGUCUCGCACCCUCUCGAGCUGGAUCACCGCUUGCGGAGCGAACAGAGGAAUUUGUUCGCGAUGAGCAACCGAAUCACACAACAGAAGCACGUGCAGCAGGGAGAGGCUUGUUGUCAGCGACGACGCUCCCGAGAACGAUCUCGAAGUUGAGCACAAUCAAGUACUUGAAGAACUGGUUCACCGAAUGCGCCCCGGAGCUCGACAAAUUCGACGAUACGCAGCAGUUUGGUGUCAAUAUACCUAUUCUAGCUUCGAAGUCUCCUGCCUUGUUAUAUGCAGUCCUUGCCUUCAGCGCUCGCCAGACCGAGAGGAGAUCUACUCAGAAGAGCCAUGAUAGCCUUGAGCUCUACCAAGAAUCGAUUCGACUGCUUGGCCCUAGCUGCAAUCGCGCGAUCCCAAUGUUCUUGCCACGUCUCUUCAACGUCACAGGCUUCUCCGGCGGCCUUUUGCAGGCUGUAUUCUGGUGUUAUGCUCGUAUGGAGCUGUGCGGACUGAUCAUAUCGAACUUCAUCGAAGCCACCGUACUACCACUUGAGCAAUGGGCGCCCUCUUUACCGGCGGAGUCCUCGCCAACGCUUUCGCAUAGAGAGCAAUACCAUACCUUCGCCAAAGAUCUCUUCCGCAAGCAUAACAGCCCUGAUAUGCACGCCAACUUCGCGGUGUAUCUCUGUACACAAGCAUGCGAUUUGAUGCGCCGUCAGAUCUUCCGAGUCGAGCUUGGUGAGGUCGACACUGACGACCAACGGCCUUUCGCUACGCAGUGGCAGAGCCUCUGGACUGACCUGCGCGAGUGGCUGGAAACCCGUCCUUUGGAGCUGCUUCCAAUUCAAUCUCCCGAUUCGGAGGAUGCGUCAUCGCUGUUUCCGCGCAUUCUGUUCACACACUGGGCAGCAAUAUCAAGCAAUCAGCUCUACCAUACCGCCUGUCUGAUCCUGCUCGACACUGAGACCCUUGGGCGGCCGCCGCUGGCCAUACAGGAGCAGCAGUACUCGCUGAUAUGGCAUGCUAAGCAGAUCUGUGGGAUAUCGAUGACGAAUCCGCAUCUGGGAAACCUGGUCAAUGCGAUCCAGCCGCUCUAUCUCGCAGGCCGGCAUCUGAGCCACUUGGAAGAGCACCUGGCAGUGGCGAGGCUGCUCAAGAAGAUCGACCGAAGCACAGGUUGGGGUGCUCUGUGGAGAUUACGAGACCUCGAGGCCGCUUGGGGCUACGACGCAGGAGAGAUCUUGCUCAAGGUUUGA